Molecule: messenger RNA, 2637 nt
Organism: Puccinia triticina
Lineage: Eukaryota; Fungi; Basidiomycota; Pucciniomycetes; Pucciniales; Pucciniaceae
Exons: 5
Coding region: 1-2637 (878 amino acids)
Biological process (GO): mRNA cis splicing, via spliceosome
Cellular component (GO): U1 snRNP; U2-type prespliceosome
Molecular function (GO): protein binding; RNA binding
Source: RefSeq, a predicted model, not a curated record
AUGGCCUCAACCUGGACUGAACAUCGCUCGCCGACCGGUCGGCUGUAUUGGUUCAAUGCCCAAACAGGCACUUCAUCGUGGGAAAGACCAGAAGCUCUCAAAACACCAGCUGAACGUGCAUUGGCAGCGACGCCGUGGAAGGAAUAUCAAACGGCUGAGGGCCGGAAAUAUUGGCACCACACUGUGACCAAAGAAACCACCUGGACUUUGCCUGAUGCAGUACGUGAGGUUAUCGAAAAAGCUGCUGCUUCCGCACCUCCUCCAGCACCUCCAGCGUCUUCUCAGCCUGUUUCUUCUGCUCCCGGUCCACCCCCAGCUCCCAAGCAACCCACCUUUGUUGCGGCUUCAACCCCCACCCCUGCGGCGACGCCCGUCACCACCACUGUUCCGCCGACUGGGACUACUCCUACAACCAACUUGCCACCUCGACCAGUCACUUCAAUCCUCCAUUCAGCACCUGUCACAAACCAUGCACCCGUUCCAAUGCCUGAAUUCAAGAGCCCCGAGGAUGCUGAACGUGCUUUCAUCGGUCUUCUGCGAUUGAAAGGCGUAACCCCUUCCUGGACAUGGGAACAGACCAUGCGUGACAUCAUCACCGAACCACUUUACAAAGCCCUCGACACAUUGGCAGCCAGGAAAGCCGCCUGGGAGAAAUUUAUCGAUAAUGAGCGUAAACGUGAAAAAGAAACCCGCGCAAAGAAUAUUGCUCGGGUUCGUGGUAGCUGGAAUGCUGGACUGGAUAGCCUCGGCGAAGAAAAAAAAAUUGUAGACGACCAAGGCUUGGAAAUCAAACUUCCUGGAGCGUCUCCUAGACUCUGGUGGACUUGGGAUCGAUUAAAGCAAGAGGUCGAAAAGCGAGCCCCUGAGGUGUGGAAAUUGUGCAGAGACGACGAAGAGCGGAAAGUAUUGUGGGAAGAUUACCUAAUCGAACUCAGACAACGAGACACAACCGCCGCGAAUCAGCUUCGAGGAAGACAGCAGGAUAAGCUGACUAGUCUGCUUAGAGCGCAUCAAGACAAACUGAAUCUGCCUGGCGAACUUGAACUCAUACAAUGGCGAGUGGCCCAGGAAGCCAUCUUACAAAGCGAGGAUUUCCAGAAUGACGAAGAUUUGCGGAAGAUGGAUGACUUGGACAUGCUUAUUGUGUUCGAAGAAGAAAUCAAACGUGCAGAGAAAGAGACGAUGGAGCUGAAGGCGAAGCAGAAAGAUGACAAGCGCAGGUCUUGUCGUAAAGCGCGUGCUGCCUAUAUCAAGUUGCUUGACGAACUCAAACUUUCCGGGCAGAUUCACGCCGACACAAUGUGGAAAGAGAUUUAUCCCAUUUUGAAAGAUGACGAACGUUUUCUCAACAUGCUGGGAUUAACUGGAAGCUCUCCUCUGGAGCUGUUUUGGGACGUCAUUGAUGAUCUCCAACUCGAACUUGAAGAAAAGCAGAAGGUGGUUGAAGACUUGCUUGAAGAACGGGGCAAAAAGGUCAACGAGACUACGCAAUUAGACGAAUUCCUAACUUGGUUGCCGAAAGAUAUGGAGUCUUAUAAACUCGAUCCGCCAAUGUUGAAACAGGUAUUCUACAUGCUUGUGGAUUAUGCUGUUCGAAUAGCGAAGGAAGACAAGCGGCGUGCGGAGAAACGACUUCGGAAUCAAAUUGAGGAUCUCCGCUACGCCCUCAAAAAGCUCUCUCCGCCCGUUCAAAUUGAUACUCCUUAUGAAGAAGCCUUAGAACGAUUCUCACACUUGGCCGAGUUCAAAGCGCUUGAAGGUCAAGAUGAAGGUCGCAAAGAAGCCUAUAAUCGAUAUAUGGAAAGAAUCAAAGAAAAGGCGGCCAUCGAAGAUAAGAGAAGUCGGCGCAAAGAGGAUGAGUCUUACCGCUACGAGUCAAGGAAAAAGGGGUCGCUUGCACAAUUUUCCGAUGAUGAAAGUGUCAAUUCUGCUAGCAAACGCAGACGCAAGGAUCCUCUCGAUGACGGCAAGCACCAUCGACACCAAUCACCUCGUUCCAAUCGACUCCCUGAUAGCCAAUCAUCUCCCAAGGGCAACGGCGAAUAUCGCAACGACAGAGACCACAGCACAGAUCGUGAACGCAUUCGCGUGGAGGAACGUGAUGAAGGGAAAGAACGGGAGACCAAUCCCACCUUGGACCCACCCACCGCGGACGCAGCUCCAGAGGGUGAUCACGAUAAAUCUAGCAGUCGAGAUGGAGAGCGCCGUAGAGACACUGAACGGGAGAAAACCGAAGAUCGAUCAAGAGAUCGAACAGACACUCGAGAUCGUCCAAGCAGCCGACUAUCAGCCGAUGAACGAGACCGCCGCAGGAAAGAAUAUGAUCUUGAUCGACAUGGCUCCCGACGACAUCGCUCAUCGCGCAGGGGAGAUCGAGAUUAUGAUGAGGAAUCCAAACAUCUUGGCAGUCGUUACGAUGAGGAUGACGGGCAUUUCCACGACAAGAACUCGGAGAACGGCUUAUCAGAAAAACGGGCUAGAAGCCACGACCGGUCCGAAAGUCGCAAUAAGAACGACCCCGCGGAUCAGGAUCGUGAUACCAAGCGUGCUAAGACUGACCAACCCAAACCCGAAAAGUCGGCGGAAAAAAGCGAUGUUAUGUCCUCUCCAAAAGGCACCCCUGAUCGCACUAGCUAA